AAAUUUUAAACAAAUCACAACACAACAAGCAGAAAUAUUUAUAGAAAAUCAGUUUUUAGCAUGGCUACAGAAUCACCAUCGCUAACACGCAGUCAGCGCUUGGCUGCUGUGGACGUCAAGGAUCUGCUGCCAAAAUGCAUUGCAAAAAGGACAGUUACACAGGUGGACUAUGUAAACCACAUGGCGGGGGGUAAAAAAAUAAGAGCCGAGAAGAAGAUUAAAUAUCAAACGGAUCCAGCGCUUAUAUCUGGCCACUAUGCCAACAAUCUCAAGGUGAAUGAUUUGCAGCAAAGGACUCGCACUUGGCCGUAUGCCAUGCACUGUCGUGAGGAGUAUCGACAGUUUUUGAGACGUACCAAAUGGUGCAACGAGGAAAUCUACAAACUCUUUUUUGAAUGUCCCCCAGUGAGAUAUGAUCAAAUAGAGGAUUUCCUUAGGGAUAUGCAGCGAACAAUUUAUGGCUCUGAUUAUUCACCCAAUGAUUACGAAUCAUUGCUUAGCCAAAAGCGCGCAGAUGUGAACAAACGCUCAACGGCAUCACAGCCGAAUGACUAUCUUACCACAUAUCAAAAUUCGUAUAACAUUGUCCAAGAGGUGGAACGUUUCCGUGAGGCUAUUUACAAAAAGAGACUGCCCAAGGACAUGACCAUAGAAGAGUUUGAAAAGAAUAUGCGUAAGCUGUUCCGCAAAUAUGGCCUGACCACGUAUUACGAGGAAGUCUGCUUGCCAGCACUGCUUACAGCCAAGGAUGGCAUAAUGCCAGCUGGUCCCAUUGAUCGCUAUACACUGCGCAGAAUUUAGUUUUAGUGUUAACAACUUACAUUGCUUCCCAUUCGUGAUAUAGAUGCAAUAUGCGAUUGGAUUGCGCAAUGGGCACAAAGAUCAU
Messenger RNA from Drosophila busckii, 886 nucleotides. RefSeq lists its product as uncharacterized. The record is from RefSeq and is a predicted model, not a curated record. Lineage: Eukaryota; Metazoa; Arthropoda; Insecta; Diptera; Drosophilidae. The transcript has a single exon. Bases 61 to 801 code for a protein of 246 amino acids.